AUGGACGCGGGGCGGGCGGGGCCUCCGGCCGCGAGGAGGGGGCGGGGCCGGCCGGCAGCCUCCGGGCGGCGCGGCGCGGGCGGCGGCCGAUCCAGGGCGGGGGUCGGUGGCCCGGCCAGCCCGGCCCAGCCCCCCGGCCCGGCCCGGGGCCGCGUCCGGAGCGUCCGCCCUCGCCGCUGCAGCCUCGGUACCCGGCCGGCCAUGGAGGCCGAGCGCCCCCCGGCGCCCGGCCCGGGCUGCGGGCGCCCCCCACUCCGCGCCGCCGGCCGGGACCCCGCGGCCGCGCCCGUGUCGGUGCCCGCGCCGCCGCAGGGCCCUGCCGUGGAGUUCGCGCUGCCGCAGGAGCCGGAGCCGCGGGCCGCGGACCUCGGGGCCCCGGGGGCGGGGGCGGCGGGGCCACCGACGCCGUCGGCGCACAUCCCGGUGCCAGGGCAUAGAGCCCCCCCAGGAAAAGCCCGGCUGGACGAGGUCAUGGCUGCCGCAGCCCUCACAAGCCUGUCCACCAGCCCCCUCCUGCUGGGGGCCCCGGCUGUAGCCUUCAGCACAGAGCCCAGCUUGGAGCCCUGGAGGGAGGCCCCGGUGCGGCCACCGGGCAGCGGCGGCAGCAGCGGGAAUGGGGGCUGGGGCCCGACCAGUGACCAGUCCUCUCCAUCUACCCCGUCGCCCCCGCUGCCCCCUGAGGCAGCCCACUUCCUGUUCGGGGAGCCUGCCCUGAGGAAGAGGAAGAGCUCGCUGCAGGGGCUGUUCCAGUGCCUGUGGAAGCGCUGCGGGAAGGUGCUGAGCUCGGCGUCAGGGAUGCAGAGACACAUCCGUCUGGUGCACCUGGGGCGGCAGGCAGAGCCGGAGCAGAGCGACGGCGAGGAGGACUUCUACUACACGGAGCUGGAUGUCGGUGUGGACUCGCUGACCGAUGGGCUGUCUGGCCUGACCCCGGGGUCCCCCACGGCCUCCGUGCCACCCGCCUUCCCCCGCCUGGAGCCGCUGGAGCCCCCGGCCCUGCCCAGCCUGCUGCGCCCGCCCGCCCUGCCCCCGCCCCCGGUGCUGAGCUCCCUGCCCGCCCCCCAGGGCUGCCUGGCACCCGUCCACCCGGAGCCACAGCCCAUCCCGGUCAGGGCCUGCGCGCCAGCCCUGCCCGCCAAGCCCGGUGCCAACCCGAGGAAGCCCCGAGGUGACGCCAAGAAGUGCCGGAAAGUGUAUGGCAUGGACCACCGGGACCUGUGGUGCACGGCCUGCCGCUGGAAGAAGGCCUGCCAACGCUUCCUGGACUGAGCCCCGCCCGCCGGGGCCUCUCCCAGCUGCAGGGCCUUCUUUUUAACCGGUGGGGGACGGUCCCCACCACUCAAAGUGCCUCUGAAGAAACCAGCCUCUCGGCCUUUUGCACUAAUGCCAAACCUCACAGCUGUCCCCUUGGCCUGGGGUCCCCAGGGGUGGCCGCCCCCCACCUGUCGGCCCUGAACUUGUCAGGGGUGUGACGGGCCCUGCUCUGGGGCCACACGGGGCCAUCCUCGAUGCACUUUGAGGGGUGUCGGGGAGGGGGCGCCCUUGCCCGCACUUAACCUGACUGUUUGAGGGCCCGGGUGGACAUUUGUACCGUGUUUGCCAAGCUCAGGUGUCUCACGUCUGGGCUGAACCAGGCGAGGAGUAACAUUAAAGAUUCGGGAUUUUUCCAAAA
Messenger RNA from Balaenoptera ricei (Rice's whale), 1672 nucleotides. It is a transcript of the gene SLC2A4RG, whose product is annotated as SLC2A4 regulator. Gene Ontology annotation, biological process: regulation of transcription by RNA polymerase II. Gene Ontology annotation, cellular component: nucleus. Gene Ontology annotation, molecular function: RNA polymerase II cis-regulatory region sequence-specific DNA binding; DNA-binding transcription factor activity. Lineage: Eukaryota; Metazoa; Chordata; Mammalia; Artiodactyla; Balaenopteridae. The record is from RefSeq and is a predicted model, not a curated record.